CUUUAGUUUAACAAUAUGGAAAACUAUUGGCAGAAUCAACAUGAAUAUCAAACAGUAAACGAGAUGAAUAAAAUGACUGAAGUCGAUAUCAGUCUUGCACAGUUAAUGCUAGAUAAAUCCGACAACAAUAGCAACUCUACUCUUUCUCAAGAUAAUAAUUUAGUUACAACAGAUUUGUAUAAAAGUCAACAAACAGUUAGAGUCAAGCUUUAUGAUGACAGAAUAGAUCCAAAUAAUCCUUUUUACUCUUCUCUUACAAGUUUUGAAGAUAUGAAUUUAACUCCAAAAUUAUUAAGAGGAAUCUAUUCGAUGAAUUUUGCAAAACCAUCUAAAAUUCAAGAGCGAGCUUUAUCAUUAUUAUUAACUGAUCCUCCUCAAAAUAUGAUUGGUCAAUCACAAAAUGGCACAGGCAAGACAGCAGCCUUUAUUUUAGCUAUUUUACAACGUACAGAUUUCUCUCUUCAAAAGACACAAGGGAUUUGUCUUGUUCCUACACGAGAACUUGCACGUCAAGUGGUGGAAGUGAUUGAAAAGAUGGGUCAAUUUACGGGUGUCACGACCUGUCUUGUGAUAAGAGAUUCUAAAGUCAAAUUUCGUCAGAUUCAUGAGCAGAUCGUGGUUGGGACACCUGGCUCUGUCUUGGAUGUGAUAAAUCGUCGUGGUAUUGAACUGGAUGAGCUGAGAACAUUUGUAUUAGAUGAAGCGGAUAAUCUUUUAGAACAGGGUGGAUUAGGAGAUCAAAGUAUUCGUAUCAAACGUAUGGUCAGAAAUCCAAGGACUCAAUUUAUCCUCUUCUCUGCUACAUUCCCAGAACGUGUACAUACAUUUGCGAAUCGAUUUGCACCUAACGCGAAUAAAGUCUUUUUAAAGGUAGAAGAAUUAAGCAUUGAUGGUAUUACACAAAUCUAUAUGGACUGUCAAAGUGAAGAACACAAAUAUGAGGUUCUCUGUAAUCUCUAUAGUUUGUUAACCGUGAGUCAAAGUAUCAUCUUUUGUAAGUUUCGAGAGACUGCUCAUAAGAUCGCUAUGCGUAUGGAAGCUCAAGGUCAUGCUGUAAGAUGUUUACAUGGUGGUAUGUCCUCCACUGACCGAGAUCAGGUGAUGGAUGAUUUCAGACGAGGUCGAUUCAAAGUCUUGAUCUCUACCAAUGUUGUAUCACGAGGUAUCGAUAUCCUGCAAGUCUCCCUUGUUAUCAAUUAUGACAUGCCCUCUGAUCAUCUAGGAAGACCUGAUCCUGAAGCUUAUAUACAUCGUAUUGGUCGUACCGGUCGAUUUGGAAGAGCAGGUGUGAGUGUUAGCUUUGCAUAUAAUCGAAAGAGUUGGGAAGAAAUUGCAUAUAUGGAAGAUUAUUUCAAGACAAAAAUCAGACGUAUUCCUACAGAAGAUUGGGAAAGAGUAGCAGAAAUCUUGAAAUCGAUUUUAUAAAGUUAAAAAAGAGAAAAAGGAACGAAAGAGAAAAAAAAGAAAAAAAAAAGGAAAGGAGGAAAUAUAUAAGUUACAUGCUAUUAUAUGAAAAUAAAA
Molecule: messenger RNA, 1521 nt
Organism: Cokeromyces recurvatus
Lineage: Eukaryota; Fungi; Mucoromycota; Mucoromycetes; Mucorales; Mucoraceae
Product: DEAD-domain-containing protein
Exons: 7
Coding region: 16-1425 (469 amino acids)
Biological process (GO): poly(A)+ mRNA export from nucleus
Cellular component (GO): cytoplasmic stress granule; nucleus
Molecular function (GO): RNA binding; RNA helicase activity; ATP binding
Source: RefSeq, a predicted model, not a curated record